CGCGUCGCACGACGAGUACUUGGGUCGGGAAAUUUGGGAACCGUGAAAUAAAUUUCGUUUCACGAUUGCAUCAGGAUCUCGUGUACUUAACGAUAUGUAAAAAUUUAAAUAUGAUACACGCGGAGCUAUCGAUAGCAAGGUAUCGAUGAGGAGCGGAGGAGCAUCGAUAAGUUUCAAUAACGACAGUCGAUAGCGUUGUCGAUGAUUCGGAAGGACUGUAUAUCCGGUCCGUAUACGUAUAGUGUGUUUCACGAAACCGUGUGUGUUUGCCCCGUGCCGUGCGUGACCUCUCGACUUAAUCUCACGUCUGUCAAAACGGUCACGAUUAUCCGGAAGAUGUGAGACAGGCACUGGCAGGAGGGUCGCGUAACGCAUGCUGCACACACGCAUGAUGCCCUGACGUUGAAACACGUAGCACCGGCCGCCGAUGCUCCGAUCUGAUCGCGAUAACGAACGAGGAAACAUUCAACGGGAAAAAGGUCUUGGACGGUGUACGCAGCAAUGGCUACGACCGAGGGUGUCUCGACAGAGGAGCUCAGGACCGAGAUCGAAAGGCUGUCGCGGGAGCUGGAUCUAGCUUCGACGGAGCGAGUGCAGUCGGCUCAAUAUGGUCUCGCUCUGCUCGAGGACAAGUCCGCCCUGGAACAGAGGUGCAAAGACCUCGAGGCCCUCUACGAAAACACGAAACACGAGUUGGAGAUCACCCAGGAGGCUCUAGCAAAGUUCCAAACGACCACGAAAUUGACUACGAAGAGUGGUAUAGAACAGGAGGAGACUCUGCUCAGCGAGAGCGCUGCGAGGGAGACGUCUCUCCAGACACAGAUCACCGAUCUGGAAACUGAGACGAAACAGCUGCGUCAUGAAUUGGAACGGGUGCAAGCGGAGCGCGAUCACGCGUUGCAGGAACGGGAGGAGGUCGGGAAGGAUCAUCAGCAAGCGGAGACGGAGAGGAGAUCGUUGCGCACCAUGCUCAAAGAGUGCAGAUUUCGGGAGGCCCGGCUCAUGCAGGAUUACUCGGAGCUGGAGGACGAGAACAUCUCGUUACAGAAACAAGUGUCCAGCUUGCGAUCCAGCCAAGUGGAGUUCGAAGGUGCCAAACAUGAAAUAAGAAGAUUGACCGAGAACGUGGAACUGUUGAACAGUCACGUCGAAGAACUGAUGAACUUGAAGAGAAUCGCGGAGAAGCAGAUGGAGGAAGCGCUCGACUCUCUUCAAGCGGAGCGCGAAGCGAAAUACGCUUUGAAGAAAGAGUUGGAUCAAAGGAUCAACAGCGAGUCGAUUUAUAAUCUUAGCAAUCUCGCGUUGUCGAUCAGAGGCAUUACCGACGAUCAAACGAUAUGCAGCGACGGAGAGGACGAUUCUCCCGCGUUGAGGAGAAUCGAGGCGGACCUGAAGACGCAAGAAGCAGGAACCUCUGCGACGGACAAACAGGUCGACCUCUUCUCCGAGAUUCAUUUGAACGAGCUGAAGAAACUUGAAAAGCAGUUGGAAUUGGCGGAAUCGGAGAAAGUGCACCUUACGCAAAAUUUGCGGGAAUCGCAGUACGCGGUCGAGAAGAGCCAAAACGAACUGCAGUCUUUCGUCACGCGUAUCGUGCAGUUAGCGGCUCAUGUGCAGUCGCUGCACCACCUUCAUUCCAAGUUGCCGGACAAACAGAACGAGGAAACGACGUUGGACAAGUUGAAUCAGGCAAUCGUGCAGUAUCAUCAAUGGAGCACUAUGUCUGCGCGCGAAGUGAAUCAACUUCAAAAGGAUUUAGCCGAGCUAGAAAACGGCUUGGCCAUUUCCGAUUCCACGCAACAAUUACGUACAGAGAUAACGAAUCUUAAGAUCAAGAUACCCGAACAGUCAGAGAAGAGCCUUCGAGAAAAGCUCUUAGAUACGGAGCAGCGAAACAUGCAGCUGGAAUCGGACAUCUCGACGCUCUCGAAACUGGCCGUGGACGCCGGUACCUUCCUCGAUUCCGCUCAGAUCGACCUCCAGAACGUUUCCGACGAGCUAGCUCAAUUGUAUCAUCACGUUUGCACCGUGAACGGGGAGACGCCGACGCGGGUGGUGCUCGAUCACGAGAAGAUCGUUCCUGAAAAGAAGGACGAGAACGGUGAGAAGAUCGAAUGGUGCAGCACGGUGGUCAAGACGGACAUACAAAUCAAGAACUUCGAGAACUUAGGCAAGACGUACGAAGUGGCAAAACAUAUUGAGACAGCGAUGGAUCAGAUAAAACAUUUGCGAAGCGCUGUAGAGCACACGAUCGAACUGGCCAAAGUCAAAGGAAUACAGUCGAACGUCUGCAACGUUUGCGAGGGUUCGGUGAACGAGAAUAAGGCCGAGGUCGCCGACCUGCAGGGGCAGGUGAUCAGAUUGAAAGCCUUGUUAUCGGCGAAGAACGAACAAGUCGUGACUCUGAGGACGGUCCUCAAAUCGAACAAGAAUACCGCGGAAGUGGCACUGACGAAUUUGAAAGGCAAAUACGAGAACGAGAAGAGUAUCGUUAACGAGACUAUGCUGAAGCUGAGGAACGAGCUGAGAAUGUUGAAGGAGAACGCGGCGACGUUCUCGAGUCUGCGCGCGAUAUUCGCCGCGCGCUGCGAAGAAUACGUGACGCAGGUUGACGACCUGCAGCGUCAACUGGCCGUCGCCGAGGAGGACCGGAAGACGUUGAACUCGCUUCUGAGACUCGCCGUGCAGCAGAAACUCGUCCUCACCAUGAAACUGGAGGAGCUCGAGGUGGACUUGGAGUUGAGAAACACGCGAAGACACGCCGCCAACGCGAACGGACGAGGUAGAUUGCGAAUGUCGCAACAGACGAACCGUCCUCAUUUAAGCAGAGAUUUCUUCUAGAAAAUAAUGAAGAUGUGGAGCAGGCUGUUCUGAGAGGAACGAGGAUUUUGAACUUUUCAAUUUUUCUACUGCUCAUCGUCGAAUCGUACUCGCGUCGUAGAAAAGUUUAUCAUUAACUCUUAUUAGUGGUGGUAGGAUGAACGGGCGUCGUCGUCAUACUCUCGUCUUCACAGAGUAAUGAAACGUUCUUGUACUACGUAAACGUGGGACUCGUCUGGAAAACUCGGCACCCGGUGUGGAUCAUGCGAAGCAUAGCUCGUGAAUUCGAGACGAUCAAGCUGUAUUUGUCAGACGUUUUAAACUUAGAGGAGAUUAAUCAAAUAACAGUACAUUACGAAGAGAAUAUUAACAAUUACUAACAGAAUCGUAGCGUGUGCAUGAUCGAUUGUUAACUUUCAACGUUUAACAUCGCAACUAACUACUAACGAAAACGUAUGAUUAAUUUUUUUAAAUAACGAAGCGUCGUACGUGAUUCACACCGGUUCGAUGUACGUUACGAGGGACGUAGAGCAGGACGGUUCGCGAAGCUUUGAAACGUUCAAACAUUUUCUUGUAUCCACGUUGCUCCAUGUCGUAGCAAUUUAUAUAGGAAACUCUGUCUUCUGUUACCAAUAUUGUUAGUAGAAAGACGUCCGAGCAACCAGAGAAUGGCAUUUGCAAGUAUAAUUUUACUUAGAUACGCAAGAAACCGUUGAUUAACAUUCUGUGCUCGAAGAAUUUAUCAGCACGUUCAUCGGUAUAAGAUCGUUUUUGAUCGAUCAUCCACUCUCUCAAGAGAGAUGAUUUUUUUUUAAUCGAGUGUUGAUUUCUACGUUCGAGCCAACGUAUGUACGCAAUUUUCUUUUAGUAGCUGUUGGUAGAUAGAGACGUGAGACGUUUUCAUACGUUUUUAUUUCCCCGUAUGAUAUUCGAGUAUUACAGCGCAGCUGUGUAGCAGCAGCUAAAUUCGCACGGAUACGUUUUUACGUAAGUAACGAUCUUCUUUUUUAUUAAUCGAAAUGCAUGAUGAUAAGGUUCGGGUAGGCAAACGAAUGGGAAAUUCGAGAUGAAGUUUUCGUUACAUAGAGACAAUAUUAUCGUCGCGACGAAUAGCGUUUAUAAUCAAAGUAGAACGGAAACGAUACAGCAAAAGUAGAUGUGCGUAGAGUCGAGAAAUCAGCGUAGUAGAAUAACUGAAUUAGAGGCCCAGACUCUCCGUGUAGACUUUUAGCUCGACGCCACCGUUCUGUCGCCCACGCGGGAUAUUUUACUUCUGUUCCGUUCCGUAUAUUCCUCGCCCGAUGAUUUUUCAGAACCGGCAUUUGAACGUACGACAGUCGUUUGCGUGUAUCGUUUUUUUAAAGUUUCAAAGAAAGAUCGUUUAUAGUAUUUUACAGAGCCAGGCCUAAAUGGGCGACCAAUCAAUUUCGUUCGGCAGCUCAUCGUAUUUUUAUUAUACGUGGAAUUGUGGUCGUUGAUGCCGUUUUAACGCAUUCAACUCGUUUACAGAUUUAUUUAACGUAGUUUUAAUUGUUGUUAAUUUAUGUCCACUCGCCUGUUGACGAUUUUGAUCGGGAUUAAGAUUAAAAGCUGUGCUUUCCGAUAUCGAUCGAUGCGAGAUGAUCGCCUCUGUUUCGCUUUAUUUACAACUUGGAACUGCUAUUGAUAAAAUAACAGAUGAAUAACACAAGCUACAAUUUUGAAAGAUCCUUUGUUUUUACUCUACGUACACAGGCACGUGCAUUAUACAAAUCUGUUGAAUUGUACAUUUGUUACCGUAUCGUAAAAUUGCUUACGUUGUAGCUCUCGGUAUAGAAUAUUCCUUUCCCUUGGUUUCGUCCGUUCUGCGAGAGCAGAACGUCGCGGGCGCGACGAACAAAGAGGAGAGACAGAAAGAAAGAAAUACGAUAGCAUUACGAUUUAUAGAUGAACGAGAAUGUUUCGUUAUACAGAGAUCAGUUGGAAUAAUCAAUUUAUUAUUAUCAUUAAUCGUAAUUACGAUAGUAUAUUUAAUUAUUGCGAUAUUGCCUGUCAGUUUCGUCGCGGAAACUAGAGUAGGCGAGUACCUAAAAGAAAAUUUAUUGAUUGUUCACUGACUAAUCGAUCAGUUGAUCAGUUGUAUUGUCAUAUUUAUACCGUAUAUAGUUAUCGUGUCCGCCUGUGUCUACGCGUCUCUAGUCGAGAUUUACUGUUUUAUCCGAAAAAUCGAUACGAAAGGUUUUUCCUUUUUUCUGUUUUAUUGCGACGCGGUUCCGCAGUUGGCGAUUCGUCAGUUCUAAGAUACGUCGGAGAAGGUCGAAGGAUCUUAUCUGCCGUGAAAUUUAUUUCGGCCAUACGGAACUGUUUCAUUGAAUGGAAGAGCUCGUGCGAUAGACACAGGCGGAUUCUGAUUUAUGUCCAUAAACCGAGCCAGCCCGAAGUCACCACCGUCCCUUCCCCUCCUUCCCUCCGCGCGCGCCGCCAGGAACAAAAACGGGCCGAAAGAAAACCUUCUUUCCUUUCUCGAUUUAUUCUCUUACCACCAUUAAUCACUAUUCUACUUACAUAUAUUCUCCUUCGUCCUUACGGGAAAAGAAAUUCGUCCUCGAUUUUUCGUCUAGCCGUCCGUAUUGUCCAACGGCGACCCGGAGUCGUUCGUAACGCAGAUGAAUAGUAAUCGAAUUUACGCCAGAUCGAUGCUCGCCUCGCUUCCGGCAUCCAGUUUCUUCGAUUCUGUGGCCUUCUGCGAUAGAACAGUUUCUAUGACCGUCGAAUUGUUCGAGCGGGUACAAGCUUUAAUUCCGCGUGUAUCUUCGAGAUGCCUCGACUUCUUGAACAUUGAUAUGUUGCCACCGGUCGCAGCGCAGCCACAGAAUCGAAUCGAUUGAUCGGGCAGGACGACGAAACAUUUGCACGACUCCGGUCGCUCGUGCAAAGUCGUUAAACGACUUUUGCCAAAUGUAUUCUGUCCUUUCGGGGGAUCAUACUGUCCUUCAUACACUACUUUACGUCCUUCGCAAAGUUCCUUCGCGUUACAUUCGUACGUGUAUUGGCAAAAGCUCUUCGUCAGGCGCCAAAUCAGAAGAGUUGAAAUUAGAAAGAGGAAGAGCGCGGUGUGCGUCUACACGAAUCUCGUUACAGAUUUUUAACGUUCUUUCGUCCGCAAAAAGUGUUUCACCUUUUCUCUAUCUUCGGCGUCGAGAGCCGUUCAGAGAGCUCGGCUUCGUUCGACAAUAACUGUGUUAAACGAUCGUACCAGCCAGAUCUGGCAAAACCUUCUGUCUAUCCUUUAUCGAGCUUAUACGGUUAAGAGGAAGAGAGAGAGAGAGAGAGAGAGACCUGUCGGCGAUCUAACGACGCGUGCGAAAGAGAGAGAGACCGUUAUAUUUUUACAAAGUUGGAGGUAAAUAGAUCUAAAGGCGAAUUCAGACCUCGUUACUUUGGGCCCCUGCAUCUCGAACGAUUCGUCCGAUCGAUUCAUCGAGAGAGGUAGACGCUACUUCGUUCGGUGGUCGCUUCGGAAUGGAACGCAGAUGAAAACGUCUUUACACCUUUCACUGCGGGAGGAAUCAUUCAAGCUGUACGCUCAAAUCGAACGGUCCGAAUUCACGGUUUAGCCUGCAGGCGUGGAUGAAGUCGAGAAGUGAAAGAGUCCGAUGAAAGGAUUAUUAAAGAACAAUAAACGUGAGAGUCUGCCUGGCAGGCAGAUUUGCUCAAGGCUUCCAAAAGGCUCCAAUUGCGUCCCAAUUCCGGCCCGAUUUCCUGGCGGCGAUGCCUGCGCGUUCGUUCGAACUUAGAACGUAGGAAAACGCAAAACAAACGAAAUACGAGUUAAAAGAGACGAAUAGAGACGGAGCCGAUUAACGAAGACUAUAAUUGUAAACGGAGUAAGUUAAGCGACGAAACCGCUGAAAUUAUGGUUGACUCGAGGGUCUUGGAACGAGUACGACGCACGUGUCCUCUUCUUCGACGAGGUAUUUCUUGCUAACCUAACAGGGUCCACAUUUGUCAUAGCCGGGGGUGAUCCUUUUUUUACCAUUUGCUACCAUUUCGCGUGUGACGUCCGUCGCCGUCGUCCGUACAUUUUCGGUUUACGUUACGAUCGAUCGAACCGUCCCGGUGCCCGAUAACGAUAAAAACGUACGAUACGACUUUAAUCAAAUCGUUAGUCUAGAGAAUAAAACUGUAACAAUUAUAUCUUCUAGAAAUGUAGACGGUAUAAACUUACGUAGGCAUGUACUUUUACACGUAGACGAUCACGAUUUAUAGGUAGGGGUAAAAGUUUCAUUAAUUUUGCUACGUCUUCGUGUAGAACAUUUAUAUAGACUAUGUAGACUUUUGUAGAUGUUCGUAACUCUUCCGGUGGCAUCGCGACGGUUCGUUGCAAUUAUCAGUAGAGAUCGAGGAGAGGGGCCACUUUCUAUUCUAUCAAAAUUUUUUUACCGAUUGAACGUUAUAAAUUAUCGUUUACGUCUCGAUUGCCCGUCUCUCUGGCUUCGUCGACGGACAUUCAGCCAAGUUACGGAGAAACAGGACAGUUUAGAAUACUUUACACAGUUUAGAAUACACACAAUCGUGCUCGAGCAUGGACCCGUUGUAAAUAGUGUAAAUGUAAAUGCACAUUUUUAGUAUAAAAACGUCGUUAUUACGCGCGGCGUGAGAGAGGAAAUGUUUCGGUACGGUUCGGCUCAAAAGUUGCUCACGCACCGUUUCGCAUCGUUCUUUCGACUAAGUGUAAAUGUAUUAUAAUUAGGUAGAGUUACGUCGCAACGUUCUACGAAGUGUUCAAUUAAUUUUAUUCGUUGAUCGCUGACGAACGUGCUUCGGACUUUUGAGCGGGGCCGUCCGCAAAGAGUCGAAGGGUGAAAAUAAACGAGGUCGUAAGCAGCAAUUCGGGAAGAGAAAUUCGACGUUUGAUAUCAAUGAACAAGGAUAGAAUUAUUAGCGAUUUAUACGAUUUUCGACGGUUCUUGGUAAACGACGUAGCCGCUCGUUCUAGCGUCCUCGAAAUUUGUUUCAACGCUUUCAGCUUUAUUUAUUCUCAUCCCUCGAACAUUCUGACCGAUUUGUAUCUCCGAUUCGUACAUACAUAUAUAUUUUCUCUGUAGACGUAUAAUCCGACUCAACGUUUGAAUGUAACGCGUCAUAAUGUAACCGUAGAACCAAUUCCAGAUCGAAAAUUUGUAGCGAAAUCCUCGUAUUUUUUUCCUCCCACUACGUUUAUUGUAUUCUUAACGCGAAGACUGUUGGACAUAAAGAAUAGUAUGAUCCACUCUUCGGAACGAAUUGAAAUUUUUCAGGGGCAGGGAGAAUUAAUAGAUUUUAUCAGUUCCUCGGACAUCGACCUGGGAUUUUCACGCGAAUCAGAACGCUCGCAGUGUCGAACGCACUGCUGACUGCUGAUUUUCAGUACUUUUUAACGAAUGGGGUAAAAUUUCUCGAGAUUCUGUCCAGUGGCUCAUACCAUGCUACAGCCGAGUCGUUUAAUCGUGUUAAUUACGCACCGACAGUAUAGAUAUUUAAGUAGAUGUUCACGCGACACUUAUUUACCGGGAGAGGAGCAACUAAGCAGCAGUACGUUGUUACUUCGGGGCCACGUACGUGGUAUCCGGUGUUAACCAACUACGAGACCGGGACAUUACCCGCGUUAGAGAUUCAUUUUGUAACAUAAAGUGAAAUAUAAUCAUUUGUAACAGGA
Molecule: messenger RNA, 8497 nt
Organism: Ceratina calcarata
Lineage: Eukaryota; Metazoa; Arthropoda; Insecta; Hymenoptera; Apidae
Gene: BicD
Product: Microtubule-associated protein Bicaudal D
Exons: 7
Coding region: 502-2841 (779 amino acids)
Biological process (GO): protein localization to organelle; regulation of microtubule cytoskeleton organization; microtubule anchoring at microtubule organizing center
Cellular component (GO): Golgi apparatus; cytosol
Molecular function (GO): cytoskeletal adaptor activity; dynactin binding; dynein complex binding
Source: RefSeq, a predicted model, not a curated record